Molecule: messenger RNA, 566 nt
Organism: Acanthoscelides obtectus
Lineage: Eukaryota; Metazoa; Arthropoda; Insecta; Coleoptera; Chrysomelidae
Source: the annotation of a GenBank genome assembly
UAUUAAAGGAAAGUAUUGUAAUGAGAGAAGAGCGUGAAAGACAGCACGAGUCUGAUUCAGAUAGACUAUUUAUGCUUUCACUUCUAGAUGAUUUUAAAAACAUCCCGAGACAUCGUAAGCUUUCUACAAAAAUGGAGUUAAUUGAAGUUAUAAAAAGAGAUCUAAUGGAAACUCACGAUUCCGAAUUUAGUCCGUUUCGGCAACGUUAUGUUGAUUAUGAACCAGGAACAUCGGCCGCCACAUCAUAUAGACCACAAACAUCGUUCAGUGGACAAUAUCGCCAAGGUCAAGGAUACUCGACUGAAUAUGGACCGGAAACCACAAGUGGUGGGCAGUAUCACUAUAUGCACUCGACACACUCGAAUUAUAGACCAGAAGCCUCGACCACUGAAAGCCCCCGUGGACAGGCAAGACAAUACUGUUUAUACUGAUGCGUUAUCACCAACUGACACAAAUACAACAGAUACGUCUCAGGGUUCUGAAUUACUAGAACUAUUUACUACACAGGACAACUUGAACUAGGAAAUUCAUUACCAUACAUGUAAGAAAUAAAUAAUAAAUGUUAU